Molecule: messenger RNA, 3093 nt
Organism: Erpetoichthys calabaricus (reedfish)
Lineage: Eukaryota; Metazoa; Chordata; Cladistia; Polypteriformes; Polypteridae
Product: keratin, type II cytoskeletal cochleal-like
Exons: 9
Coding region: 139-1839 (566 amino acids)
Biological process (GO): keratinization; intermediate filament organization
Cellular component (GO): keratin filament
Molecular function (GO): structural constituent of skin epidermis
Source: RefSeq, a predicted model, not a curated record
GCAUCACAGAGGGACUGACACUCCUUCUUGGACUGCGGACUGCUCUUGGUCAGAAUCUUUCUCACAGCUUGCUCUAGUCUCAAUUCUUUUUUACUUUGCUUGCACCGAUUAGAUUAGACUGACUAGUGAAAGGCAAAAAUGAGACAGAGCAUGACCACCUCUAGUAUGAGGAGCGGUGGAUUACAAAGAACGGCUCAAUCAAUGAUUGUGCCAAGUAGCAGGCAAAGAAUGAGCUACGUGUCCACGUCCAGGGCAGCUCCUGUUAGCAGUUCAUUCUCAAGUUCCAGCAGCUAUAUGGGUGGUGCUGGUGGGUUUGGUGGUGGUGGUGGCGGCCUUGGGGGUGGUGGCGGCUUUGGGGGUGGAAUGGGAUCAUCAAUUGGUGGUGGAGGAGGAGGAUUCGGUGGAGGAUACAGUAGCCUUGGUGGCGGAUAUGGUGGCGGAUAUGGUGGACUCGGUGGCGGUGGAUUUGGUGGUGGAUUUGGCGGUGGAAUGGCUCCACCAAUGCCAAUCACAGCAGUCACCGUUAACCAGAGUUUACUGGCCCCUCUCAACCUGGAAAUUGAUCCCAACAUUCAGCAAGUCCGAACCCAAGAAAAGGAGCAGAUCAAGACCCUCAACAAUCGCUUUGCCUCCUUCAUUGACAAGGUCCGCUUCCUGGAGCAGCAGAACAAGAUGCUGGAGACCAAAUGGAACCUCCUGCAAGAGCAAAGUGGUAGUGGUCCAGGUGGUGCAAGAUCCAAUAUUGAACCCAUGUUUGAAGCCUACAUUGCCAAUCUGCGUCGGCAACUGGACGGCUUGAACAAUGAGAAAAUUAAACUGGAAAGUGAUUUGAAAAACAUGCAAGGCUUGGUGGAAGACUUCAAGAACAAGUAUGAAGAUGAAAUCAACAAAAGGGCUGCAGUGGAAAAUGAUUUUGUCCUGCUGAAAAAGGAUGUUGAUGGUGCUUACAUGAACAAGGUUGAACUGGAGGCCAAGGUCGAGGCACUUCAAGAUGAGAUUAACUUCUUGCGUGCCCUCUACGAUGCGGAGCUCAAUGAAUUACAGAAUCAGGUUAAAGACACCUCAGUGAUUUUAGAGAUGGACAACAGUCGCAAUCUCGAUCUGAACGCCAUCGUGGCAGAAGUGCGCGCUCAGUAUGAAGACAUUGCCAACCGUAGCCGAGCAGAGGCUGAGAACUGGUACAAGCAGAAGUAUGAGGAGAUGGCAACGUCAGCUGGAAAACACGGUGAUGACCUGAAAAACACCAAAUCUGAAAUAUCAGACCUGAACCGUUUGAUCAACCGACUGACAGCUGAAAUUGAAGCACUCAAGGGACAGAGAGCGAACUUGGAGACGGCAAUUGCUGAAGCAGAGGAACGUGGGGAGCUGGCAGUGAAAGAUGCAAAGGCCCGCAUUGCUGAUCUGGAGGCCGCCUUGCAGAAAGCCAAACAAGAUAUGGCCCUGCAGGUCCGUGAAUACCAGGAGCUGAUGAAUGUCAAGCUGGCCCUGGACAUUGAGAUCGCCACCUACAGGAAACUACUGGAAGGCGAGGAGAGCAGGCUCAGUUCAGGAGGAGGUGCAGUCACGGCUGUCCACGUUCAGUCAUCUUCUACUAGCGCUUCAUCUGGUGGAGGAGGAGGAUUUGGAAUGGGAGGAGGAGGAGGAGGAUUUGGAAUGGGAGGAGGAGGAGGAGGAUUUGGAAUGGGAGGAGGAGGAGGAGGAUUUGGACUUGGAGGUGGAAUGGGAGGAGGAGGAGGAUUCAGCAGUAGCAUGUCACGUAGUGGUGGCGGUGGCCUCUCAAUGGGUGGGGGACGCAUUUCAAGUUCCUCAAGCAGCGUGACUCAAACAAGACGUUUUUAGCACACAAACUUCCUCUUUCCUGACAAAGUACCACACAACACAUUCAACAACCUGAGUGUGUUCUAAAUGCUUUUUCCUUGUCUUAGUUUUUCUUAUUAGCUCACACACCCAAAAAACAUACUUAUUGUCAGCAGGAGAACAUCAUAGAUGUGACACAGUGAGAUGUGAUUUGGAAAGGUUAUGUACUAUUAGACAAAAAAAGCUAAGUCAUCUUUAACAAGGCCAUGUUAACAGAUAACUAAACAAUUAGGGACACCACAACAGAAGAUCACCCAAUAUAAGCAUUGACCAUAAUUAAAGAUCCCCUCAACAUUUAUAAAGAAAGCUUUCCGCCAGAACACUAAACAGAAUUUCCUAAAUAUGGGGACAAGUCCCACACACUCAGUUUUCUGGUUUAGUUCCUGCUGCCACCCAACACUUCACAUCUGAUCAAGUGAACCUGGUCUGUACACUUUCAGGACUACAAUUCAUGAAUAUGUAGAACUUUCCACUCUUUUUUUCUCCCAGCCCCUAAGAAAAAGCGCCGACUUGCUCAGUUUCUUUCCAUAACCUGUGAGCAAGCAGAUAUUUUGGUCAAGCUCUUCCUCAUUUCAAGAAAUAGGUCAGGAUUGGCAGAGAACACACUUGAUUACAUAUCAGCAAACUUCAUUACUUUACAGUGUUUUUACUGUAUAGUGAAAUCAUGAAACAAUUGAAUUUGUAUUUUGUUAUAAGCAAAGUGCAACCUUAUGGAGCAUUCCCAACAAAAUAGUUUUGUAUUCAAUGAAAAAAUAAAAGAUGUUUUACCAGGUGCUACUAAGACUAUGGCUCUGCCCAAGGGAGACUCCAAGGAGUUGCCACAUGCUAGACUACAAAGAUCCAAUGAGAUCAAGUGAGAUGAAGUGUGUGUAUAGACACUGGCUGGGUCAUCGAGUGCCAUAAUUCUCAGGGACUUCUGAAUGUUUCCUCAGAGUACAAGGAAGCAGCCUGUUUGACACCUUGAGGGAUGCUGAAAGUGGGCAUCGUGUUGUUCUUAACGUGCAUUGAGCACUCGGGGUAAGCUAGGCCUAUUGUUCCAUGAGAACAGCCUUUGUGUCCAUCACUCAUAUGACUAUGUAAACUUCUCUGUUCUGGAUGUUCUGCUACUAAUCAGUCAUCUGAAAUAAUCCUGAUUAUUAUUACUGAGGAACUGCUGAAGAGAAAACCCUAACAACUGACCUCUGAAACAGAUUGGCUCUGUAUUGCAAACAAUCCAAUAAACCUGUAUUGACCAAA